AUGAAGACUUGUAUUUCCGUUGUUUUCCUCGCUACAACUGUAGCUUUGCCGUUGGAGAUUUCAAAUGAUGACAGUAUUCGCGACCUCUAUGUCGGCGUGGAACCAUUUAGUGGUCAAGUUCUUCCUGAAGAAUUUUAUCUCCAAAGCAGCGAUUCUCAAGUAGAUGAACUAGAGCUGAAAGAUGGAAAUCAUGGCGACGAUUAUGCUAUAAUAGAGUUUGUUCAAGUUCCAUACUUUUCAGAGGAAGAGUUGCAGCAAGAAAGUGAUCAGCAACAAAAGAGCAUCCUUUCACUUAUUGACGAAGGUGCAUUAAGCAGCGAUUAUGGUGUUAUAGCGCAGCAAGAACACGAAAUCCUGUGGAAAGAUGAGGAUAUGGGACAAGAAAGCCGAGACUUGAAUCUAUCUUCUCUUCCUGGUCUACUGAUCUUCUAG
Messenger RNA from Strongylus vulgaris, 432 nucleotides. NCBI's taxonomy places the organism in Eukaryota, Metazoa, Nematoda, Chromadorea, Rhabditida, Strongylidae. The record is from the annotation of a GenBank genome assembly.